AAACGCGAACCGAGGCUUUUCCUUGUAGUGUCGCCGGGACCGUUCGCGAGGCGGAGCUCCGGGCAUUAUAUUUUUCAAUUCGUUGGUCCUGCGAGCUAGAAGAUCAGCUCGCGGGCCAGUCAUCAUGUCGCGUUACGGGCGGUACGGAGGAGAAACCAAGGUGUAUGUUGGUAACCUGGGAACUGGUGCUGGCAAAGGAGAGUUAGAAAGGGCAUUCAGUUAUUAUGGUCCCUUAAGAACUGUAUGGAUUGCAAGAAAUCCUCCAGGAUUUGCGUUUGUGGAAUUUGAAGAUCCUAGAGAUGCAGAAGAUGCUGUGCGAGGCCUGGAUGGGAAGGUGAUCUGUGGUUCCCGUGUAAGGGUUGAACUAUCAACAGGCAUGCCUCGGAGAUCUCGUUUUGAUAGACCACCUGCCCGACGUCCCUUUGAUCCCAAUGAUAGAUGCUAUGAGUGUGGCGAAAAGGGACAUUAUGCUUAUGAUUGUCAUCGCUAUAGCCGGCGAAGAAGAAGCAGGUCACGGUCUAGAUCACAUUCAAGAUCCAGAGGUAGGCGAUACUCUCGUUCACGCAGCAGGAGCAGGGGAAGGAGGUCAAGAUCAGCAUCUCCUCGACGAUCAAGGUCUGUGUCUCUUCGUAGAUCAAGAUCAGCUUCGCUCAGACGAUCUAGGUCUGGUUCUAUAAAAGGAUCGAGGUAUUUCCAAUCCCGGUCAAGGUCAAGAUCAAGAUCCAGGUCUAUUUCCCGACCAAGAAGCAGCCGAUCAAAGUCCAGAUCUCCAUCUCCAAAAAGAAGGGUUUCCUAAAUGAUUUCUGGCACCUAGAAUAUUACAACCCUGCGUCGAGCAAUUAAUUUAAUCAAACUGGUAGAAGGGUUGCACUCAGCUUCAUUUCACCUCUGAAGCCCCUUGGCUAAUGUAUAUAUUGGUAACUUUAGAGUGGAGAAACCUGGCAAACAGCCUUACUCAGGUCAACAAAGGUAACCUCAACAGUGAGAGGACACACCGAGAAAGUGCAUCACCUGAGGGGCUGCAGUGUGAAGAGCACAGCAUCAUUUCAGUGAUACUCCUGCUAAAAAUGUAUGGCACGAACCUGAUCAGGAGGAAACACCAGACAUAUCCCAAUGGAGGGACAUUGUGUAAAAUAACUUCCCUGCAAUCCUCAAAAAUAUUAAGGUCAUAAAGGUCAAGAGAGGAAUGAGGAAUUAUGUUGGAUUGAAGGAAACUGAAGAAACUAAGUUCAAUUUGUGCUCCUGGUUUGGACCCUUUUGCUAGGACAUUACUGAGCCAGGUGAAAUUUAAUGGGAUCUCUGAGUGAAAGGUAUACGGGAAUUUUUUGUACUGCUCUUGCAACUUUUCUAUGAGUUUGAAAUCAUUUAAACAAACCAAAAAAACCCUCCCAACCCCCAUUUUGCUGACUUAGUUUUUUAACUGCAAAAGGAAGAUACUGUCUUUGGCAAUUUAAACAAUAUCAAUAAAGUAAAAAGUCCUCACUCCCCCUCCAGAUUCUAUUUCUCAGAGGAAACCAUUGUUAAUAAUUUGAUCUACCCUUAUAAACUUUACAAAUAUACAUACAUUUUUGUUUUGUUUUACAAACACAGAAUACUGUAUGGAUUCUUUGAUCCCAUCCUUUUGAAUGGCUGUGUAGUAUUCCAUCGUGUGGAUGAUCAUUUCUCCAUUCCCGUGUUCAUGGUAUUAGAUUGUGUUCAAUUUUUUGUUAUUACCAGCUUUACCAGUUAGAUUGCAAUCAACACCCUUGUCCGAAUGUUUGUCUUCACACAUUUGUCCUAGUAUUUCAACUGAACAUAUUUCCAGAAGUGGAAUUGCUAGAUCAUGAGUUUUAAAAGUUUGCCAAUAGAUUGUGUAAAAUUUCCCUCCGAAAAAGCUGUAUUAAUCUAAUUGCUAUGAAUGGUGACUGAGUAAAAAUUCUGCAUUUACCAA
Manis javanica (Malayan pangolin) is the source of this 1930-nucleotide messenger RNA. It is a transcript of the gene SRSF7, whose product is annotated as serine and arginine rich splicing factor 7. Gene Ontology annotation, molecular function: RNA binding; zinc ion binding. The record is from RefSeq and is a predicted model, not a curated record. Lineage: Eukaryota; Metazoa; Chordata; Mammalia; Pholidota; Manidae.